Messenger RNA from Podospora pseudocomata, 315 nucleotides. RefSeq lists its product as uncharacterized. The transcript has 2 exons. Lineage: Eukaryota; Fungi; Ascomycota; Sordariomycetes; Sordariales; Podosporaceae. The coding region runs from base 64 to 315 and encodes 83 amino acids. The record is from RefSeq and is a predicted model, not a curated record.
CAGGGUCAGUGAAUCCCGUUGAAAAUGUAGGCAUUCGUUCCAGCGCAUGAGCUGCUGCGAGAAAUGAGGAUGGGGAUUUGGAGGGGCAAGGUUGCUUUGCUGUCUGGUAUACCACCCACCCACCCACACACACCGAAACACGAACCGACACGGCGAAGGCAACCACUUACGCUAGCCAGCCUGCUCACUGCCCCUGCUGAUCGCGGAGGUGAGGUGAGGAGCUCUCACUCGUUCGACAGUGGGGAGGGGGUUCGGGUAGCCUGGGACUCCCAAACUCAGACCCUUCUGAAUGCGCCAAAUAAGAACCUGGAAUAG